AUGGGCUCAGUCCACCCCGACACACCGGCUCUCGCCACCGAUCCCAAGUUCAUAUUCUUCACAGACUUUGACGGCACCGUUACCACGGCCGACUCGAACGACUUUAUGACGGACAACCUUGGCUUCGGCGUCGAGAAGCGCCGCCAAGGCAACAAGGAUGUUCUCAAUGGCAAAAUGCACUUUCGCGACUCCUUCCGGGAGAUGAUGGGCAGCAUUACCACGCCUUACAACGAGUGCAUCGAGAUACUCUUGAGCAAUAUCAUGCUUGAUCCCGGUUUCAAGGAGUUUUACGACUGGUCGCGCGAGAACAAUGUUCCCAUAGUUAUCCUCAGCGGCGGCAUGGCACCCAUCAUACGCGCCUUGUUAGACAAGCUGCUGGGGCCGGGAUGGGAUAUCCAGAUCGUCAGCAACGAUGUGAGACCGCGAGAGGGGAAGAAUAUCAACGAAGAGGGAGGCUGGAGAAUCGAAUUCCACGAUGCUAGCGUCCAUGGUCAUGACAAGUCUAUCGAAAUCCGAAAGUACUCCUCGUUGCCCAAUCGUCCAACCAUGUUCUACGCGGGUGACGGCGUUUCCGAUCUAUCUGCCGCCAAGGAAACUGAUUUGCUUUUUGCCAAGGCUGGUAAAGACCUGGUCACAUGGUGCGAGAACGAGAGCGUCCCCUUUGUCACCUUUACAGACUGGAGCAGCAUCUCCCAAACCGUCAAGGAUAUCGCUGCUGGGAAGAUGACCGUUCAGGAGGCUGCCAAGGGUCGCAUAUGA
Molecule: messenger RNA, 759 nt
Organism: Ustilaginoidea virens
Lineage: Eukaryota; Fungi; Ascomycota; Sordariomycetes; Hypocreales; Clavicipitaceae
Exons: 3
Coding region: 1-759 (252 amino acids)
Biological process (GO): dephosphorylation; L-serine biosynthetic process
Cellular component (GO): cytoplasm
Molecular function (GO): magnesium ion binding; phosphatase activity
Source: RefSeq, a predicted model, not a curated record